CACACACCGACCACUCUCCCCACAGCCUGCUCCCUUUCAUCUCUUUUCCUGAUCCAUGGAUUUUUUUUAUUUUCUUCCUCUCCUUCCCCUUCCUCCCCCUCCCCCUCCCGUCACUUUGCGAUUUAGGGGGUGCAGCUAGGAAGGACGCUUUUAAUGAUGCUCUUGUGGGAUUUCCGGUUGUUAGAAGCGUUCGAGGUGGGGGCAGUUGGAGAGCGCGGUUUGUAAGGUUGAUUUAUGGACUGCGGUAGCUGGGAAAUCUGAUCUCUGGUUUUGUGGGUUCUUGUACCCUAAGUGUGCCUUGACAUCACGACACUCGUUGUUUGGGUUUACGCCACUUCGGCUCACAGAACCCUAAUUGAGAGAGGUCCUAUUCGAUGUUGUGAGUGCGACUGUAGUCGAGUGGAAGGUUUCCAGCAAUGGGAUUUUGUAGUGGAAUUUAGGCGAGUAGUUUUGUGAUUGUGAGAGCGUAGGGCAUUGUUUUGAUUUAUUGGUCAUUGAGUGUUUGUCGAGUAUUGAAUUUAGUUUGGAUGUGAUAUGGUUCAGCUUUGAAGUUUUCCUGGUUAGACGAAUGUACUCGAGAAGUCAGAGGAUGUUAUGCAUAGAUGCUCCCGGACGCUAUACUCUUAGUGUUUCUGUUUUUACUAGAUGUAGCAAUUGAAUAGGUAAACUGAAACGGUGUCGUUAUCUAGACGUAGGAGCUGCACAUUGUCGUAAAUUAUCUGGCUUUUGAGGUGUCAGAAAUCUGAGGUGAAAGCUUUAUUUUUGCUGAAUUUCUUGCGUUGAUCGCAUGCGAGCUGUCUUUGUGUCAAGGUUUUGGUACGAUGUCUCUGAAAUCCUCGACGGCUCAUCUUCAUAGUGCUUGGUUACUUGUUCAUUUUGCCUUCUUUUCCAUUUUAAAAGAAAGUUAUUUCUGUCUCUGGAAGUUGGAAAUUCUUUCCCAGCACUGGUGUGGCUCAGCCUCGGUCUUGCUGUUUCGCGAUUGAAGUUUCACUGGAAGAGGUUCAAGGUGCUUAGCUUGGCAAUCAUGUCAUCAAAAGAUUUGAAGCACUGUAAAUUAUUCCUGAUAUUACAUUGAUCACGUGUUUGGUAUCGUUGCUAUUGGCAACAUUUUCUAGAGAUCUAGAGAGACUCAAAGAAAUGAGCUGUGUGUAAUGGUGAUAUUUAGUUUGUAGUAAAAUGACGACAGAGAGUCCCGUUAUGAUGAUGCCUGGAGGGAUUACUGGUAGUAUGGGAACUUUGGGAGAGGGCCCAAGAACUGGUAGCGGAGGUGUUCAUGGCAAUACACAUGAUUUAGAUGGAGUUACAGAGUUGGGUCGUCUUCUGAAAGGGCGAACCCGAUUUGAUAACAUUUUGAACUCUGGACACGUACCGCAAAGGAGUGGCAGUGCUCCUCCCAGCGUGGAGGGGUCAUUGGCCACAAUGGGUGGGUUUUUCGACAUGCCCACCAGCCCCAAAGGUGGGCGCACUGCAAACCUCCAAUCAGGGGAGGAGGACGUAUUGGAUGCCGAAGAAGCGCAGCGCGCAGAUCCCAAGUACCUGAUAUAUUAUUACAGUAACAUCAAUCUGAAUCCGAGGUUGCCUCCACCGUUGAUAUCAUGGAACAACUAUCGGUUGGCGCAGAGGUUGCAAUCUGGAAUGGGGGCUGGGGGGUUUGGGGACAAGAAGAAAUUGCGAUCGAUGGACGACAGCAGCAGCAGGUCUUUGUACUCGAGCCAGCCAGUAUUGCCAACACACAAAGAAGAGCCAGAUGUUCCAGAGGAGGACAAUUCACCGAUGGGCGCCCUUGCGAGGACGGUAUCUAGCGACUGGGCAGAAAGAGAGAAGGGCGAUGGGUUGAUGGGUUUGUCAUCUGGAAUGGGUCCCCGUCCCAAGAGCCUUGUGGAUCUUAUUCAGGAGGAUUUCCCUCGAACGCCAUCGCCAGUGUAUCAUUUGUCUCGAUCGUCUAGUAGAGCCGCAAAUGAUGAGAACGAGGCUGCCAAUGCGGUGCUGGACCUGCAAUUAGCUCAUUUGCGAGAGUCGGCUGCGAGGGAAUCCAUCGCUGUCGUAAGUGGAAUGGGGUCUAGAAGUACGACUCCAAUAUCUGGUGUGUCGAAUCUGCACCAAACUUCAGGACCCGCAGCUCCUGUACCAAGAAUACCUACACCUGAGAUUCCACUUUCAAGCACUGUCCGUUCGGGCAGCCCAAAUUUGGCCAGGAUGGGUGGUGUAUCAGGACUUCCUGGUGGAAACAUGUCUAUUUCUAGUUCCGAAACGCGGAGCGUGGUGCUGGGUUGCGCUAGUGGUGCCAGUCCUGCGGAUUUUUCUCAGAUUGCAAUGCAGCUGAAUAAGACAGCCAGCGCAAGCAAUGCGGAUUUCGAAGCAGCUUUCAAAGGGUUGAGCAUGUCCGAUAUUCAUGGAUCUACAGCUGCCCGCGAGGGAAGGGAAUUGCAGCAACGGCAACAACAACAGCAGCAGCAGGAGCAGCAGCAGGUGCGGCUCCAGCAACAGCAGCAGCAGCUGCAUCGGCAACGGGCUCAGAUAGCUGCUCAUGCGCAGGCCCAAGCUCAAGCAGCCCAAGCUUUGGCAUAUUCUCAAGCAGUACAGCAGCAGCAAUUUUAUGCGGGUUUAGACUCUGGGUACCCGGGUCAGCCUAAGUUUGGUAUGGGUACCAUGGCAAGUCAACAAGUUGGUGCAGCUGGGCUACAACCCACUUUAGGAGCAAAUACUAGCCCGGCGAAUAUGUAUGCUGCAGCAGCGGCUGCAAUGUAUAUGGCACAGCAGAAUCCCUACUAUUCUAAUAUGAACUCUGCGGCCGUUUACGGUCCUCCGUAUGGACUGGGUGGGUACCCAGUGAAUCCUGCAAUGCUGGUCCCCAUGAUGACCGGAUAUCCACCUCCAGUGUUCGAUCCUGCUACUGCAACUGCUCUCGCGAGCAUGGGCGUGAGAGCUGGUGUCCCCGGUUCUCCUGCUCAAGCAACGGUGGGCAUGCAGAAUCUGUAUAAGUAUGCGGGUGGAGCUUCUCCUCCGAUGCACGAUCCGUUGUAUUUGCAGUACAUGCGUGCGGCGGAGGAAUCCCGAGCAGCAGCGUUGGAGCCUUCAGCGUUGAGGAAUUACAUGGCUGGGGCUCCUCUGGAUGUGGUAGAGAUGCAGAAGAAUCAGCUGAAUGCGAUGUUGGGGGGUUAUGCAGUGGAUCAGAAGUCACAAUUUGGAAGGGCGGGAUCCAUGGGAAUCCCGAUUGCUAGCCAGAAGAGCGGUUCGGUGAGCCCAGCGUACUAUGGUAGUCCUCCUGGGGUAGGUAUGCCACACAACAAUUCACCCUUAACGAGUCCGGUCCUCCCGGGAUCAUCAGUCGGACCUGGAACUUUUCCGAUGCGGCGCGAUGAGCGCAAUAUGCGGCCGUCUUCAGCAUCGAGGACAAAUUCGGGCAACACGGGAGCUGCGAGCGGCCUGACAUAUCCAGGGUGGCAAGUGCAGAAGACGGGCGAGACCACGGAGGAGACACGGGGUUCGACGUUGCUGGAGGAGUUCAAGAACAGCAAGACGAGGCGAUUCGAACUGUCGGACAUUGCAGGGCAUGUUGUGGAGUUCAGUGCCGACCAGCACGGGAGUAGAUUCAUUCAACAGAAAUUGGAGACGGCAACUCCAGAGGAUAAGAACAUGGGUUUUCAAGAAAUUGUUCCUCGAGCUAUUACGCUUAUGUCGGAUGUUUUCGGCAACUACGUCAUACAGAAGUUCUUUGAGCACGGUACUCAGCAGCAGAGGAGAGAGCUGGCAAGCCAGUUGGUGGGGCAUGUUCUGGUGCUGAGUCUGCAGAUGUACGGUUGCAGAGUGAUUCAGAAGGCGCUGGAGGUGGUGGACGUGGAUCAACAGACGCAGUUGGUUUCGGAGUUGGAUGGACACGUGAUGCGGUGCGUGCGAGACCAAAACGGUAACCACGUGAUCCAGAAAUGCAUCGAGUGUGUGCCGCCUGCUAAGAUCCAUUUCAUUAUCUCUGCGUUUUACAAUCAGGUGGUGACUCUGUCAACGCAUCCUUACGGAUGCCGCGUGAUUCAGCGAGUUUUGGAGCACUGCACGGACGAGCAGAAGCAGAAGGGUAUCAUGGAGGAGAUAUUACGUUCCACUUGUACUUUGGCGCAGGAUCAGUAUGGCAACUACGUUGUACAGCACGUGCUUGAACAUGGACGGGACCACGAGCGAAGCGAUAUCAUCACAAAGCUUGCCGGUCAAAUUGUGCAAAUGAGUCAACACAAGUUUGCAUCAAAUGUGGUGGAAAAGUGCUUGGAGUAUGGUGGCCCAGCUGAGCGGCAGAUAUUGGUCGAUGAAAUGCUCGGCCACACUGAUGAGAAUGAGCCUCUACAGGCAAUGAUGAAGGACCAGUUUGCAAAUUACGUUGUUCAGAAGGUCUUGGAAACCUGUGAUGAAUCUCAACGGGAGCUGCUGCUUGGCCGAAUUCGUGUGCACUUGCAUGCACUGAAGAAGUAUACGUAUGGCAAGCAUAUCGUUGCACGUGUUGAAAAGCUGGUUGCUGCCGGGGAGAGACGUAGCGCUGCCUACAUGGCACAUAUUAUGGCUACUUGAAGCUCUGCCACAGACUUGCCGAUGCUGGCUUCUCUGAAAAUUAGAUGGGCCACGUAUCAUAUCAUUGCGUGGAGGAACGGAAGUUAGUCUUUUCUUUGCCCAUGUGUCAUUCAAUAAUUUCUUGAGUUGUAAACGAAGUGCGGGCAAGCUGAAGAUGGAAGGCCAAUCUUGGAGUGGGCAGAAUUCAUUUUGUGAGCAGUAAAUAGUGUAACAGUGCAGGGUUGUACUCGGAUCAUGUUAAUGGUUGGGAGAGACGCAGGAUGAGGGCCAUUGCAGCUCGUGUCUGCAUGUACCUUGUGUGGUUUUGUGUUGGAGAUUCAUGUAUUUAUAAGUAACAGCUCUAGAUGUUGGGAUGUGAUAGUGCAGGGAGUACUGCCAUUGUUCCCACCUCUGAAGGUUAUCUCUCGUUUCUCCCCGGUAAGUCGUGAUUUUAGGUCAGGCAGUUUAUGGAAGAGAAGUGUGAAAUGGUACAGAGCAGUGGUAGCGUGUGAAAAGAAGGAAAGGGUCGAGGCGGGAGUUAGCUGUAACAGGCGUGUAUAAAGAGCAAGUGUCCUUCGUUCCAUUAUGUAUAGACUGACGUGUGUAGGUCUUGCGAAACGUUGGUUUUGAAGGAUCGUAAGGUGGGUGGUUGUAGGACCCGUUCUAUCCUUGCUAGUGCUGCUACCGAAGGUUAAUUCUUGUGCAGCGGUUGCGCCAUGGCCCUCUUGAUGUAAAUAGGGCCCCUUCAAGUAGAAGGGCCAGCUGGCAAUGUCUUUAUUCUUUUAGCCUGGUGUAAGGUGAUGUCCAAAUGCAAUUCUGUUCUUCCACAUUUGAUUAUCUUUUAUAGUUUACAUUUAUUUCUAAGGAAGUAUAUUUCAAAGUUCA
Molecule: messenger RNA, 5421 nt
Organism: Physcomitrium patens
Lineage: Eukaryota; Viridiplantae; Streptophyta; Bryopsida; Funariales; Funariaceae
Source: RefSeq, a predicted model, not a curated record